CGGGCGUGAGCGCUGCUGGUUUGCUCACAGCGAAGUUGAGAUGGUGGUGUGGACGGCAGAGAAGCAAGAAGGCCUGAAUCGCCUCGAUCUGCUCUGGCAGGAGGCGAGCACUUCGCAACCGGUGGUGACUGGCCCCCCGCGGCAGAAAUUCUACUGUAAAGUCUGCAAGCGGGAAUUCUCCUCAGAAGAGAGCUUCAUGAACCAUUGCGCUUCACUCGAUCACGAGAGGAUGAUCUUCGAGGACGUGAUCACAGAAUGGAAAUACCGUCCCCCACCUGUGAAUGUUAACCUGGUCUUCCAACUGUGCCAGAGGCCUUCUACCUGUGUGUAUGGACACAACUGCAUCCACGCUCACUCGGAGGAAGAGCUGCAUGAGUGGCGGAUGAGAGACAGGACCGCACGAAGGAAGGCUAAGGCAGCAGGCGAGGAGGGCUUGCUGUCGUACCAGGAGUGCUUAAUGAGGGAGUACUGGAACAGCCUCAACGAAGUUCUCAUUAUGUCUGAGAAGAUACCUGGUGUCACUGUCAGUUGUGACAAGGAUUUGACUGUUCUUGGCCAACGAGAACUCUUGCCUCUUAAAUGGACUUUCAAAAUACAGUCAGAGAUGCCUCUUGUGGAAGUUGCCUUGCUGAAACAAGAUCCAGGAGCUACAUUCACUCUUGGUGAAAUUUGCCAUGAAGGUCCCUGUACAUACUCCACAGGAAAUACAUUCUGCACUUCUGAUAUGUCCUAUGACAUCCCUGUGUCUUUCCAACCCUUACACCCAGGCCUUUAUGAACAAUGGGUUGUGUUUGACUUUGACAUGAGGCCAGUGCUGCUGCAGAAGCUUGAGGUGAGGGUGGGUAAACAGAGCUCAAUUUGUCCUGUUAGGAUAAAGGAGGGUGUUGAGCCUCCAGUUGAGAGUUUUGAGCGCUGGCACCAGGGAAACAGAGUCAUUAUUCCCUGUCUGAACAAGAGAGAGCCUGAGGUAAUCCUUCUGAAGGAGUACAAGCCUCCUCAGGUAAACUUGCUGUUUAAUCCAAGAUCUGAAGCCGACAUUCCCAUCACCAUCCAGAACUACAGAGAGAGAAUGCAUCACUUCCUGUACAGAGAGGAACUGGCUCAAGAAGAGGUGGUUUCCAGGCUCAGUCUCAAAGGGACCGUCUCCUUGUUCAACAAAAUCACUGUCUGUGAGCCUGAGAGGAUUGCUCCACGUGGAGCCCUAUUUGCUGCUGUCCCAGUACCUUAUUUGCUGACUCCUGACACACCAGAGGGCUUUAUCCUAAAGAGAGAAGUCAGAUCAGCUCUAGUUGCCCCUCCAUCUGGGGCACAACAGUGCCACAAUGUGUAUGAGGCAAUCAUCAUUCAAGAUGUCAUUGAUGAAGACAGAAUGUACCUGCAGCUCUCGAAAAGUUGCUGCACCAAACUUCAUCUCAAGAAGAACACCACCUGUGAGAUGGAGGUCCAGUUUCAGCUGAACCGGCAGCAAUUCUGUGAGAUGCACAAGGCCACAGACCUUCUUCCAGAGGUUGGGUGGGUUUUGCCGGACCUGAAGAAGUGCUGUGUUCCGGUGCAUAUGGAAGAAUACCCCAGUCUCAAUGCAAAGCAGCAAGCAGCUAUAGCUUUCAUCCUUGGGGAUUCAAAAAACAUGAAGACUGUGGCACCCCUCCUAAUCUAUGGACCCUUCGGAACUGGGAAGACCUUCACCCUAGCCACCGCAGUAAAAGAGCUGGUACAACAGCUUGGAACCAAAGUUCUGAUCUGUGCCCAUACUAACAGCUCCGCAGAUUUGUAUGUCAAGGAUUACUUCCAUCAGUAUACAAUUUCUGGAUGCACUAAAGCCAGACCUCUCAGAAUAAAGACACGCACAAUGCAUGUGAGGGCCACUGAUCAGACCACAUUAAAAUACUGCAACUGGUCCCCUGAUCAACAGGCAUUUGUGUUUCCAGAUCUAGCCACUCUGAACCGAUACAGAGUUAUCAUAACAACAACGUCCACAGCUAAGCUCUUCCACAACCUAAAUCUGCCGGCUGGUUACUUCACCCACAUUCUGAUUGAUGAGGCCUCACAGAUGCUGGAGUGUGAAGCUCUGAUGCCCCUUACUCUAGCAGGAGAAGGAACGCGGGUUGUUUUAGCUGGAGAUCACAUGCAGAUGGGUCCAAAGCUCUUCUCAGUGGACGAGGACCAGCGUGCCAACCACACCCUGCUCAGUCGACUCUUCCACUACUAUCAAGCUGAAGAGGACCAGAGCAUAGCUUCAAAAAGCAGAAUCAUCUUCAAUGAAAACUACCGCUCCACUAAAGACAUAGUGGAUUUUGUGUCUACUCACUUCUAUGUAGGCAAGAGUGAUGCUAUCAAGGCCUGUGGAAAUGUACCUCCUCACCCUCAGUUCCAUCCUCUGAAGUUCCAUCACAUUCAAGGAGAGUGCCAUUUCGACAUGUCAACUAGGUCAUGGUACAAUCCUGAGGAGGUUGCUUGUGUUGUUGAUGUUGUACAGAAGCUGAUUAAAGAAUGGCCAUCUCAGUGGGCGAAUCAGGAUCAGAAGAUGAUAUGUGUUCUCUCUGAAGGAAUGCAGGUUUUUCAAAUCAGAAGGAAGUUUUCGGAGCUAAAACUAAGAGUAACUGUGGAGAAUUCACAGAAUGUGCAAGGCAAACAGUUCCGAGCUGUAGUGAUGUCCACUAUUCAUACUCAAGAGAGCCUGAAGACACGUGACAUUGCUUGCCUGGAGUUUUUCAACGAUCCACGGGUGAUGAACACAGUCAUGACCAGAGCACAGUCCCAGGUCAUCGUGGUUGGAGAUACUGCAGCUCUCUGCUCAUUUGGAAAGUGCUCAAGGAUCUGGAGGAGCUACAUUGAGCAAUGUAUCAGACAGAACAGUGCUGAACCCCCACACCUCACAGAGGACUUCAUAGAGCAGAAAGUGAGAGAAACCAAAAGAUUCACCAAAAAUGAAGAUGAUGAAAAUGACAGCAGUGAUACCGAAUCAUUCACUCCAGAAAUAUCUGACAUUGAUGACCCCAUACUGAAGGAGCUCCUGGAUGAGAGCAAUGAUGUCAGAGUGGCAGUAACCUCAGAAGGGCUCUUGAGUAUUUUCCAUAUGGAUCAGUCAAAUGAGAGCACUGAAUUCUACAGCCAGAAUGAAGAGCCACAUCAAGAUUUGUCUUCUCCUGAUUUGCACAAGUUGCUGAUGACUAACCCCAAUGACUACAAACUUUGUGAACUUGUCAUGAAGAGGUAUGAUUCAGGAUAUGCCAGAUCGCUAGACCAGCCUACGCUGUGCAUCAGCAUCAAUGGUCGAAAGAAUAUUGGUCACUCUUUUCCUGGAGAUCAGGUUGUUGUAGAGAUAGACAAAGAGAGCAACCCUCCAAGUGGGAAAGUGAAAGGUCUACUAAAGAGGGCAGGUUCAUCUUUGUUUGUCUGUACCAUAGAUGCCCAUGAACCCCAGGUGAUGGUUCCAAUCAACAACUGUGUUUCCAAAAUAUACACACCAUUUUGGAAGGACAAACCCAACUGUAUUGCAAUACGGAACAUUGAAAAUGACCGCUUGAGGCCAGAGAGCUUUGUGAAGAUAAACGAGGAAACAAAGAGGAAUCAGCUUUUUGUUGUCAAAGUCCUGAAGUGGCGAGAGAGGUUUAGAAACCCUCUGGGAAUUGUUGUUAAUGUUCUGCCAAAGAUGACAACGUUAGAGGGCGGACUGGAAGUAUUAGACAUAGAAUAUCAACUGAGAAGGGUUCUUCCAUCAACUGUUCAGGACGAGCUGCAAAAGUACAAGGGCUUUCAUCUCAAUGGAAAAGAGAGAAAGGAUUACCGUGAGUACAUCACUUUUACCAUUGAUCCAGUGAAUUCAGAGGACAUGGAUGAUGCAAUCAGUGUCAGAGAUUUAGGCCAACAUUUUGAAGUCGGAGUUCACAUUGCAGACAUUGCAAGCUUUGUGAAGAAGAACAGUCCGAUGGACAAAUAUGCUCACCAACAAGGGACCACAUUCUAUCGCCCUGAGAAAAAACCUGCACAUAUGUUCCCAGAGGACCUCAGUACCAAAUUUUUCAGCCUGCUGCCUGGAUGUGAUCGUCACUCUAUUUCACUUAUGGUGGAAGCUGACAAGAAAACAUACCGCAUCCUGAAACAUGAGUUGUGCCUCUCUGUAAUACGUUCAGACAGAAAGAUGUCUUAUGAAGAUGCAGAGAAAAUAAUCCAGGAGAGAUGCAAAAGUAACCAAAGCUGUGAUACUGUAGAGGGCUGCCUUGCUGUUGCAUUAAAAUUCUCUGAGAUUCACAGGAAAAGCAGGAUGCAGGAGGACUGGUACUACAAGAGACCCGAGGAGGACGUGUGCUUCGGUGAAAGAAGGUCUCAUAAAAUGAUAGAAGAACUCAUGAUUAUGUUCAAUCAUGCUGUGUCUGAACGUCUGAUCACAACUGAAGCAACAAAGAGUUUAACUCCUAUGAGAUGUCAACAAGAACCUGAUCCAGAGAAGAUGUGCCAAUUGAAAGAGAAGUACAGCUCCCUAAUACCAUUGUCGAUUCACCUUUCCUACCACUUUGACCAGAGUGGAGACCUUGACAGAAACCAGGAACUCAUAGGUUCUAGGAGUGAUCAUAGAUUUUGUGUGUUCACAUCUCUGAUAAAGGAACUUGAAUCAGCAGCCGAAAGCAAGGAUAUUUACAAAAUACUGGACCUGAUUACAACCGAUGACAUCCAUCCUCAACUGCUACCAGUCGUGACUGAAUUCAGGAGGCUUUUCCAAAAGGCAGACGUUCUUCGCUCAAAUUCAACAACUCACUCCAAAAUUGGACACUGUGACCUGCAGCUAGACUCCUACACCUGGGCCUCCUCCCCCAUAAGGCGUUACAUUGACAUAAUUGUGCAGAGAUUACUGCACUCAGACCUUGAAAACACAGAAAUCAAAUAUACCAUUAAAGAAAUUGACAGACUAUGUGCAGAAUUCUCACAAAAGUCUGCAAAGCAGGCGGAGUACGAAAAGAAAGUGCAGCCUCUGAGGCUUGCAUCUCAACUGAGGCAGCAGAGUCUCGGAAAGGUGGCAGUCAUCAUUGAUGUGGCCUCAACUGGGACGAGUUUCAACUUGUCUUUUCCUUUAAACAAGAACUCAAUGCCACAAGUGCUCUCCAUAAUGUACAGUGACUUGCAGUUGACAGAACAGCCAGCGUAUGAUGAAGAAAGUCACUGCAUGACUCUGAAAUGGAUCCGGCGGGUAUAUUCUUUCACAAAUGGAAAAAUACACUCUGACCUGAAGAAACAUCAAUCUGAUUUUCGCAUCACACCAGUACAAAGAGACACGUGGAGAGAUAUUCUGUCUGCUCUCAGAAUGGAGAAUUGGGCAACUCUAUGUCAGUCUAUUCAACGAGCCAGCUCAAGCAUCACCGUGGAUAGUAAAAAACAGCCUGGUGAGUCAAAAAGGGAAUGGCAGACUGUGUCCAGAAAUACGGACAAGAUAGGUGAAACUGAACAAGAACACUAUGUCGAGCUGUCGCUGAAACUUAAAGUUGGAGAGACGCUCCAGGUACAGCUAGGCACAGACACACGGCGAGGACUGUUAAUCCCUGUGGUGCAGUUGGUGAACGUUAAUCCAAUGUUUGAGAUCUGCUUGGAACACGUAAAGAACCCAACCAUGUGUUUUUCCAAGUAUGCCGUCCGUGCAUCAAAGAAACAGUACGUAGACUACAUGGAGUACCAGAAAAUUUGGAAACCCCUUUGUGAAAUGGAAUCGGCCUCAAAUGCUGUAUCAGAAAAUGAUAGCAUUGUCCUGGAAGAUGUGAAAGUCACAUGGAAAAGCAAAUCUAAGGAUACAUAUCAAGAUGGCUUCUUUCAGUUGCCACUGGAGAAGAAGAAACAAUGGUCCAUAGAGUGUGAUCUUUUGAAUUGUUUCUUGUGCAUUCGAUUGAGGGACCUAAAACAGACAGGCACGGGUACACCUGAGGGUACUCCACUUCCCUCAGACCUUGUGGAUACCAAGUCUUUCACAUGGGUAGCCCAUGGCAUGACCACAAAAGUGACAGAAGAGGACGAAUUAAAGCCAAACUCCUCCGUAAAUAUAGAAUUCCGCAUCAACCAGCUGUCUAUGGAAAACAUUCCAGAAGUCAAAAAGAACACAAAAUUCACUGUGGAAUUGAUCCCAAAACUACUGCCUGAUGCACGCAAAGAGACCGCCAUCAUCAACCUUGCUCAAGCCAAUCAACUUGUGAAGAGCAUUGCUCUUGGAAGAACACCUACAUCUAGAAGCGAUGCAGCAGGUAAUGGACAAAAAAGGCAGAAUUCUGGGAUCAGAAAUCUGUCCUUGGGUUUACCUUCUCUGAACACCAGUCAAAUGAAGGCUGUAAAUGAGGCACUGAACAGCCCUUUCACUCUAAUUCAAGGACCACCAGGAACUGGGAAAACAGUAGUUGGAGUUUACAUCGUUUUUUUGUUUUCAAUGCGGAAUAAACAAGACUUAACAAGACUCCCACUAGAGAGAAAAGACAACGAUGGAGAGAAAAAGAAGGAUGGAUGCAUUCUUUACUGUGGGCCAUCAAACAAAUCUGUGGAUGUUGUGGCUGAACAUCUUUUGAAACUGAAAAAGGAGCUGAAGCCACUCCGGGUCUACAGUGAACAGAGGGAGAUGCUAGAGUUUCCUUACCCAGGUAGCCACCUAAAGCUCUCUCGCAAAGCUCGGGAAGAGAAGCCCAACCCAGAACUCAGAUCCAUUACACUGCAUCAUCUGAUACGUGCAGAUGGUAACUCACAAGCCAAGGAAAUUCAAGCUUUUGAUGCAAGGAUUCAAAAAGGAGAGGAACUCACUGAUGAAGAAAUUGAAUGCUACAAAAAACUCCUGAAUCGGGCUCAACAACAGGAGUUGGAGAAACAUGAUGUCAUUCUGUGUACCUGCACUGCGGCUUCAAAUCCAAACUUAACCAACAAGCUGAACUUUCAGCAGAUUGUCAUUGAUGAGUGUGCCAUGGCAACAGAGCCAGAGGCCUUCAUACCACUUGUCAAUCACAAACCUAAACAGAUCGUUUUACUUGGUGACCACAAGCAAUUACAGCCCAUUGUACACUGUGAUCUUGGUAAGAGAUUGGGCAUGAGGAAGUCAUUGUUUGAGCGCUACAUGGAGAAAGCUUGGAUGCUUGAUACACAAUACAGAAUGCAUGAAUCCAUUUGCGAGUUUCCUUCUGUGGAAUUCUACGAUGGCUGCUUAAAAACAGGGGCGAAGCCUAAGCCCAGCUUUCUCCUGACCAAAUCCAGACAGCCGACCCCCAUUGUUUUUGGUCAUUUGAAUGGGAAGGAGAAUGCUCUGCUGGUCUCCUCAGCAAAAGGAAACGAAAAUUCAAAGGCAAACACAGAGGAAGCUGAACAGUCGGUCCGCAUUGCUUGGCUUCUUAUCUCUCAUGCUAAAAUAGAUCCAAGCAGCAUAGCCAUUCUGACACCGUACAAUGCUCAGGUGGCCAAGAUAAAUGAAGUUCUGUCCAAGAAGGGCAUUUCAAAUGUCACUGUCAGCACCAUCAUGAAAAGUCAAGGAAGUGAGUGGCGGUAUGUCAUCCUGUCCACCGUACGCUCCUGCCCCGUGUCAGCGAUCGAUACUGAACCCACCAAAGCAUGGCUGACAAAGCGACUGGGCUUCGUCAUGGAUCCCAACCAAGUCAAUGUGGGCCUAACCAGAGCACAGGAGGGACUGUGCAUCAUAGGGAACAAGGAUUUGCUGAGCUGCAGUGCUCUCUGGAGAAGAUUGCUGAAACAUUAUCAGGAACAUAACUGUGUGAUGGACUCAAAAGAUAUUCAAGUUAAAAAGCCUGGUUCAAAAACAUCCAAACGUUCCAGAUCAUAGAAUUGAAGUAUGCUCUUUCAAAAAUGAGUUGUGGACAUGAGAAUAGUAUUUGUUGUACCUUUUUGCUGUAAUGAUUAGACUGCUGAAAUUACUUACAUACUAAUAGUGUUGCAAUACAGAAAAGUACUAAGGGGAAUUGAAAUUUCUGAAGUUUGGCAGCUCAAAAGUACAGUGUAAUUACAGUAUACUUACAGAGACCCCUGUAAUUCUAAGAUCUUAGUUGUGCUUUUUUGGAGGGGGGUAAUGAAUUCUGAAUGUUAAAUAAAUAAUGAGAAACUCUGCAUAAAACUAAAGAACAUGUAACACAAGACUGUACAGUACAUUCUACUUGUGCCAUGUUAUAUAUAUAUUUAUUACAUUCUUAAAUGAAAAAUGCAGCAUGUAUAAAUGCAAUUACAGUGUUUAGCACCACAUAGUGGAUGCUUGAAGGAAAGUGUGUAGGUCUGGCACUGUAGCUUUGUAAAAAAUCUAGAAAUUGUAUAAACUGAACUUUUUUUCAGAAAUAUUUUUAUUCACUCAGGAAGAUAGUACUGCUCAAACUUCCAUUUCAACUUGUCUUUACACAUUUUACUAUUAACAAUUAACAAAAUGUUUUGUACGUAAAUGUGCUUUAUUUUUGAUUGACAAUAAAAUGUAUUUAUUUUCAA
Conger conger (European conger) is the source of this 8439-nucleotide messenger RNA. RefSeq names its product helicase with zinc finger 2a (gene helz2a). Lineage: Eukaryota; Metazoa; Chordata; Actinopteri; Anguilliformes; Congridae. Gene Ontology annotation, molecular function: RNA binding; 5'-3' DNA helicase activity; RNA nuclease activity. The record is from RefSeq and is a predicted model, not a curated record. Bases 41 to 7792 code for a protein of 2583 amino acids. The transcript has 19 exons.